Danaus plexippus (monarch butterfly) is the source of this 1155-nucleotide messenger RNA. RefSeq names its product MORN repeat-containing protein 5-like. NCBI's taxonomy places the organism in Eukaryota, Metazoa, Arthropoda, Insecta, Lepidoptera, Nymphalidae. The coding region runs from base 109 to 972 and encodes 287 amino acids. The transcript is spliced from 8 exons. The record is from RefSeq and is a predicted model, not a curated record.
AUUGUCAUAAAACUUUAAUCAGUUAUAUUUUUCAUUCCAACAGCUAUAGAUUUUUUUUAUUAAUUAUUUAAUGUUUUUGUGAUCUAGUUGCUGUUUUGUAUAACGAAAAUGUCGAUAAUAAAAUCAAGAGAUUCAGUGCUGGGAAGUAAAAGAGGUUCUCAAUGGGAGGAUUUAAUGAGAAAGUUCUCAGAGGCUCAUAGAGAAGAAUGCAAGUCGGUGUCUUUAGACAUUCCACGGGUUCCUCGUUCUAUGAAGGACUUCCCGACCGGCUCACAGUACGAGGGCUCCUGGGACUUGCUAGGAAUGAGCGGAUACGGGGUUUAUAAAUACUCUAACGGAGUUAUAUACGAGGGAGAGUUCGAGGAUGGGAUGUUCCAUGGGAAGGGUGACCUUAAAUAUCCUAGUGGUGAUAUCGUUCGUGGCACUUGGAAGAACGGCCAGCUCGUUGAGAGGAAACUGAUCUUCGCUGACGGCCUGGAGUUUAGCGAAACGGAUUGGAUGUACUGUAGAAUGCCAGAUAGAAGAUUCACGAUAGAAUAUGAUCUUGGUAUUCAACCGAGUGGCGAGUCCUUCAUGACGGCUGAACAGCCUCCUCGAGAAAUACCAUACGGGUACUAUGAUACCGGCGACGGUUUCUAUGACCCAGCCACCAAAGUCGUAUUCAGUGUUGACAACAUUAGCACUAUUAUCAGAUCGCCUUCGGAACGGGAACAGAAAUGGAUAAUCGAGAAUUGUCGCACCAAUCCCGAAGUACCUUUGGGACCUAGGAAGGAUCUUUACGAGGAAUGGCUGGAACCGAAAAUUAGCCUUCCAUUGAUGCCUUCACCAGCAUCCGAAUCAAGGGGCGCUUCAAUAUCAACAAGGCCGUCCACUUUUGACUCUGAACGCGAAACGGAAGUGGCGUUUAAAAAUAUACACGAGUCUUCAACUAGCAGCAGUGACUCCGAGAUUGAAUUAAUAAAAUAUUUUUAAUCUAUCAUAUUAAUUAAAUGACGUAUGGAGAUAUUUUUAAGUUAUUUAAGUAUAAAACUAUUAAGUGUUUUUUAGUUUCUUCUAAUAUAAUUCACGUAUAUAUUGUGGUCAUUGUACAUAGAUUUAUAUGAUACAUGUUCAUUAUAAAUAAUUUUAGUAUUAAUUUGUGUUGUUUGUAUUCUA